CCURAUGGGACCUGUUUUUUGAUAAACUGGUUAUAAAUCUACCAGUUCUUCACUUACAGUAACAUGCAAUGAACUGUUAUGGCUGAUGGRAACGYCAAACGGCCUGUUCUACACGUUGUUGUUGUUGGAUUUCAUCAUCAACGUGGCUCAGAGGUUGAAUACUCCUUUCCACCAUUAAUUGAARGAGAGAAAUGCUGGAGUAAAGCUCUCCCUGUAGAAUGGAAAGCUCUACCUUAUAUGGCAUUACCAGAUGGAGCUCAUAAUUACGAUUCAGAAAGUGCAUAUUUCCAUCUACCAAGCCGCGAUAUUGGUAACCAUGGUAUUCAUAAACAGUCAACGCUAUUUGUUGUUUCCUGUUAUAGGCAAAUCCAGUCAAAGGAAUUAAAAAUAAAGCAUAAAGAUAUAACAAGGGACACYGUUCAAAAAAGUGUCUGUCUCAUUUCUCAACUGCCUUUAUAUGGUUAUCUCCAAACAAAGCUGGAAGUUGCAACAAAAGUUUAUUUUGAUGAGAGAGAUUUCUCUCAAGUCAGUAUAUUGCAAGAUUUAUAUAAUAACCUCAAUAGCUCAUUAACACCAGAAAUAAUGACAGAAUCUCUUCUUCAUGUAGGUCUGUCUCCAUCAGAAUUGGUUAGAAAGUUUAGACAAAGAAUUUUAGUCUUAUUUAAAUUGCUACUUCUUGAAAAGAAAGUACUAUUUUUUGGUUAUCCUGUAAUGUCUGUUUGUUCACUGGUUUUGUCCUUAGUUUCUUUAAUCCCAAGGAUUCUUGAAAAUGGUUUAGAAUAUGCUUCACUCACAGAAGAUGGCAGCUUUUAUGAACAAGACUCUGACCCUUUGUAUCCUGCUCAUUUGAAUGAAAGUCAAUUAAAUACAGAUCAGUUUGGCCUUCCACUGGCAAUCUUUACCAAAAAUUCAAUUCUCCAUCCAUAUCUUUGCUUACAACAAAUGGAUGCCAUUAAAAGCCCUAAAGUGGACAGUUUUAUUAUUGGUGCAUCWAAUGCUUUGUAUCAACAUCAAAGACAGCUGUAUGAUGUCAUCAUUGACCUGGARACCAGUAAUAUUGAUAUAUUGGAUCAACAACUCAAAGAGGAUCUUUCUCUAUCAUUGGCCGAUCUAAGGUUUACAGAUUAUAUAGUACAGCAUGUAGAAGGCCAUGAAGGAAACGAAGAGAGUGAAACAGGAUGGGAUGGAAGUGAAGAGUGGAUAAGGGCGCAGUUCAGAGUUUACAUUUUAUCUCUCUUAGCAACGGUUGAACAUUCAGACCUGGGUGACAUGGAGAACUUUAAUAGCAGCUUUUUGUCUUCGUGGAGGAAGACACACAAUUAUUCGAUAUGGAGUAGCCAAAAGCAUGUCGGGAUUGACGAGCUUCGUUCUGGGCAUCCAUUCCAAGGUCAAGUUGGGCUGAAUGAUCUUAAAAUUAGACUCACUUAUGCAUAUCAAGAUGUCGCAGCAAAGAGCAUGCAGACAGAACAAGGACGUAAAAUAGGACAAGCAGUCGCUCAGACCAGCAAGGCAGUUGGUGGUGCAUUCAAUUCGGCCAGGUCUUACGUUUCUUCAUGGCUUGCGGAGUUUGCUCGGGAAAARCCUCAAUUGGAAGAACCAUCCGUUUUCGACAAUGAAGUCAAUCAAAACACCAAUGCAUGCGACAAAAAUGAUCAGUCACGUGAUAUAGAAGACUCCGGCACGUGAUAUAAAGAGAAGACUAAUUUAUGAGCGUUUCUCUGUAUUCGCCAUAGGGCGAUAGAGGACGUAUUUAAAUUAUGRCGGAUAUGGUACGGUUUUAUUUAAAUUUCUUGUGUGCCACAGCAAAUCACGUGACAAAACUUGAAAUACAGCUUACGACAUAAACCGGAAGUAACUCUUAGGGAUUAAAAAUGUAAUCUUGAGAAAAUGUCCUUUUAUUACAGACAAGCAAUUUUUCUGUGCACUGCAGCCACCAUCAAAGUAAGGUGGGAAAAGUGAUAGACCUCUGAACCUUUUACAUCGCUACUUUUAAGUUUUAAAAAUUUUAAGGCAUUGUGGGAUUAGUUUCCAGAAAACAAAGGAAUUCCGCCAUGUUUUGUCCCAAACAUAUCCUACAAUGCAUUGCUUAUGCGGUAUAUGACGUAAAGGCUUCGAGAUCUAUUGGAARUGUUACUCCCUUUUCGUAUUUCUAAAAAAUGGCGCCGCUAAAGAUCAUUUGCUAAAUCAAUGCAUGAUGGUCCUAGUUUUUGGAGAUAUUUCAGUGGACACAAAAAGGAGUCCUAUAUAUACUUUUUGUCGAGUUUGCUAUGCUGUAUAUUGCCAAAAAUCUGGAGAAUGGAAUACAAAAAAUKUCUUGGUAAUAGGUUUGCUAGGAAAUAUUCUAGUAAUAAAAUAAUCAUCAACAUUGCCUCAGUUUCUCUCAUGUAACGAGGACCACGAUCCCACCCUGGGAUCAGGAAAAAGUGGUCGCUUACGAGAGAUGGUCGCUUACGAGAGUUUUUCUACAGAGUUUAUAUGGGAAACAAUUAUAACGGGAAAUUUAAAAGGUGGUCACAUACAGGGUAUGGUUGCUUAUGAGAGUGGUCGUUCAGAGAGAGUCAACUGUAGUUCUCUUUUUUGUUGAGGU
Molecule: messenger RNA, 2587 nt
Organism: Exaiptasia diaphana
Lineage: Eukaryota; Metazoa; Cnidaria; Anthozoa; Actiniaria; Aiptasiidae
Product: late secretory pathway protein AVL9 homolog
Exons: 18
Coding region: 79-1686 (535 amino acids)
Cellular component (GO): cytoplasm
Source: RefSeq, a predicted model, not a curated record